Messenger RNA from Penicillium cosmopolitanum, 1035 nucleotides. Its product is annotated as nucleotide-diphospho-sugar transferase. Bases 1 to 1035 code for a protein of 344 amino acids. The transcript has 5 exons. NCBI's taxonomy places the organism in Eukaryota, Fungi, Ascomycota, Eurotiomycetes, Eurotiales, Aspergillaceae. The record is from RefSeq and is a predicted model, not a curated record.
AUGUAUUCCCUCGUGCCGAAGGCUAUACGAGUACGCUUUGCUAUCGUAGGAAUUAUUUUAUUAUGCAUACAUUUGAGUCUCUUCCAACUGCACAGCCCCGCGUCUCAGUUUAACCAUUCCGUUACGGACAUAUAUGGGAAACAAGUCGACUGGACACGCUUUGCAUACAUCCAAUAUGUGACCAACACAGAGUACUUGUGCAAUUCAGUUAUGCUUUUCGAGACUCUUCAUCGUCUGGGAGCGAGGGCUAAUAAGCUUUUGAGGUAUCUAUCUCAUUUCUCUGUGGCAACUGACGAUGAUUCUACCGAAGUCCGUUUGCUUCGUCACGCUCGGGAUGUAUAUGGAGCAAAUCUCAAACCAAUACACGUCCAGAAACGGAAAGGGGCCGAUGGAACGAUCAACUCACAGGAUAAAUGGUCAUGUGCGGAAUGGUCGGCUAAUAAUGAGCAGCUACCUGGGCCGAAAGCUUCACAAAGCUGCUUGCUGUUAACCAAACUGAAUACGACCGUACUAUGGAUGAAUUAUUACUACUGCCGCCAAGUCCAGUGGCCAUGCCGCGAGGCAUACUGGCUCAACCAAAGUGAACGUAUUCUCAGCUCCCAAGUCAUACUCAUAGAGCCAUCACACUGCGAAUUUGAUCGGAUAAUAGAGUGUAUCUCCGCUGCUGGCGGGAUCAAUUAUGAUAUGGAGAUCGUGAACUAUCUUUCUAAAGAUAGCGCUACUAUCCUACCGCAUCGGCCCUACAAUCCUUUGACGGGAGAAUUCCGGUCGGAAAGGCAUGAAAUAUAUCUCGGGAACCCAAUAGAAGCUUGGGAUUCUGCACGUAUCUUGAAUGAGACGAAAUAUGUUCAUUUCUCUGAUUGGCCUGUUCCAAAGCCAUGGGUUGACGCUGAUCCCAAAAUUAUAGAGGAAAAGCAACCCACGUGUGACCUCAACCCAUUGACCAGAAUCGAAAACAAGUAUCGGGAUAUAGACAUUUGGCGGGGAUUAUAUGAUAACAAUAAACAAAAACGGCAUGUUAAAAUUGAUGUAUAA